AUGUCUUCGAGUAAGCUCUCUCCGAUUUCCGAUUCUUAAUUUGGAUAAUUUCAGUGAUAAUUUCUAGUGGAAUCCAAAUCUUACUCGCUGCUUCGUUGACCAUUUUCUGUUCCGCCAGAGGGAAUGUUUAUGUCAAGGAAAAGUGAUUUUGGUGGAAUUAGUAGAAGGAACGUUUUUGAACUUUCAGGGAGGAUUCAGAUGUUCCGAGUUCUCGUGAAGAUCCGUCCACUAAAAGGAGCAGAAAAGCAAGAGCUCUGGAGCCAGAAGUGGCCAUUCCGCUCCCGGAAGGAACGAUAAAGAAUCCGGAUGUUGGGGAGACGAUUGGCGGGAGGAGUCAGAACUCGCGAAAGUUACGCGAGAUGCAGGAGGUGAAAGGAUACGUGCUGGAGAAAGAUCGAAGUGUGAGCAGUGAGUGGGAUAGAGAAGAAGAAGGAGAAGAAGAAGAAGUAGAGUGAUAAUUGAGGAUUGGACGGAAGUAGAGUGCGUCGCAGAAAGAAUGAGAGUGAACGGAGCAGAAGACAGAGCAGAAGUGAACGGCGCGUAACGGUGGAAGUGGAAGUACAGAAGAAGGGGAAGAAAGGGACCGAAAGGGAUAAGAGGAGGAAAAAGAAGAAACCGAAGAGCGAGAAGUCAGAGAAAGGAGACAGCUCGAAGAAAGAGGAAAAGUCGAAAAGUUCCAAGAAAUCGGAAGUGGAACGGGAAAAGAAGGAGCGGAAAAGCGAGAAACGGGAAUUGGAAGAGUGAGUGAAGGAGGGGAAGUUCCUUUUAAUGACACCUUGAUUCCAGGCCAAAACAACCGAAGCCUCCGAAGCUGCAAAAAUGGAAAAAGCCCUGGAAGACGAUGUUCAAACGGAAGAGGGGCUCUCCAGAGCAGUCUUCGGCGGAACGAUGUGGAACCUGGGCGUGA
Molecule: messenger RNA, 907 nt
Organism: Caenorhabditis sp. 36 PRJEB53466
Lineage: Eukaryota; Metazoa; Nematoda; Chromadorea; Rhabditida; Rhabditidae
Source: the annotation of a GenBank genome assembly